AUGAGAACUGGACACAGUGUUCCAGCAGUGUUUGAAUCAGUGCAUCUUCACGCAGUCACCAAAGCUAUCAACUUUGAAGCUUUAGAUACUGAGAAAGGGGAGAACUCCCCGGGAGCAUCAUUAGCAGAAGUUCAGAAGAUGAAGAAUUCCCUGGAGAUGUUCUGGAAUUUGGACAUAUGUGCAAAAGAAUAUGCCUACCUGAAAGGAAUUAUUCUCUUUAACCCUGAGCUGCCUGGACUAAGAUUUCGUCACUAUGUGCAAACCCUGCAGCUAGAAGCGCAGCACACUCUGAUGGAAUUUAGUUCAAUGAUGUACAACCAAAACGUAGGCAGAUUUGCUUGGAUUCUUGGGCUGCUCGCCAGCCUCAAAGCUGUUACUGCAGAGAGUAUUGCAGAGCUUUUCUUCAGACCUAUUUUAGGAGAGGUCAACAUAAAUGAAUUACUACUAGAAACUGUAUAUUUCAAGCAGGACCUACUUUAAAAACAAAACACCUUCUUGUAUUCCACAAGAAGAAAGAUUUCAGAGAGAAUAGAGUUUUGUGCUUGAUAUAUGAAAAGGUAUACAUA
Pelodiscus sinensis (Chinese soft-shelled turtle) is the source of this 566-nucleotide messenger RNA. RefSeq names its product nuclear receptor subfamily 0 group B member 2-like. Gene Ontology annotation, biological process: negative regulation of transcription by RNA polymerase II. Gene Ontology annotation, cellular component: nucleus; cytoplasm. NCBI's taxonomy places the organism in Eukaryota, Metazoa, Chordata, Testudines, Trionychidae. Gene Ontology annotation, molecular function: transcription corepressor activity; transcription factor binding. The record is from RefSeq and is a predicted model, not a curated record.